UAGAAAAGUGGCACAGACGUGCAGGGAGGGGUGCAGGAGCGGAAAUAGGAUUAAUGUCAACAACCUGAGUUUACAACAACUCAGGUGAAACUUCAUAACACUCCAACCCGAUAAGCUUUGUCACAUUGUAGUGUUCCGUUAAAAUGCUUUAACAAUAUCCGGUACAUUAUGGGGGAAGAGGUUGGUUUUUGGGCUGAAACUCGGGAGCUAAGUUAGCUAACUUUUAGUCGGUUGAUGCGUGAAGUCAUUUCGACAGCCUCGGUGAGGAAACUGUCCACUAAUAUGCUCGGAUAUCGCUCCUUGGUUAAGUCUCUCAAUGUUGCAGGGGUUGCCAGAUUGUGUGCCAGCUGCUGUUGACUCGUCCUGGUAGUUUUAUGUGGCGCUGAUAGUGCCUGGUCCGCUCAUAAUGCUCCUGCAGCUGCUCCCACCUGUCAACUAGCUGGCUCCUCUCCUCCUGUCCACCCGUCUGCCGUCGCCCAAUGGCUCACUGCGGCUCCUCCGAGCCAAAGCCACAGGCACCGUCGCAGGGCAGCGUAGACCAGAGCAUGAAGCCCGUGCUGUUCGAGAUCUUCGGUGAGAUAUGGACCGUCGAGUCGCGCCUCGGCCAAGGAGUCUCGGCCUCGGUGUACCGGGUCAGCUCAGGCAGAGCCACCACCGCCGCUGUCAAGCAGUUUCAGGUCGACACUCAGGGAGGAGAUUACGGGUAUCACAAGGAGAGGUCUGUGCUGGAGGACAUACAGGGACACAAAAACAUCGUGACACUGUACGGGGUUUUCACCAACAGCAGCUGUAUGGGUGUUUCCACUCGCUGUCUCCUGCUGGAGCUCUUGGAUGUCAGUGUGUCCGACCUGUUGGUGAGAGGAUGCAGUGGUAAUCAAGGUGGUAGACCCCAGCAGGGCCACUCCAUGUGGCUUGUCCAGCACUGUGCCAGAGACAUCCUAGAGGCUCUCGCCUUCCUCCACAAGGAGGGCUACGUCCAUGCCGAUCUCAAGCCUCGCAACAUCCUGUGGAGUGCUGACGAUGAGUGCUUCAAGCUCAUCGACUUUGGCCUCAGCUUCAAAGAGGGAAACCAGGAUGUCAAGUACAUCCAGACAGACGGGUAUCGAGCACCAGAGGCUGAGAUUCAGAACAGCCUUGCUCAGGCCGGGGUUGAGGUGGAGGGAGACUUGGGCUGCACAGCCGCUGUGGACCUGUGGAGCCUUGGCAUCAUCCUGUUGGAGAUGUUCUCAGGAAUCAAACUCAAAGACACUGUCCGCUCACAGGAGUGGAAGGAUAACUGUGCUGCCAUUGUUGACCAUAUCUUUGCCAGCAACAGUCUGGCAUGCCCUGCCAUCCCUGUCUAUCACCUCAGAGACCUUAUCAAAAGCAUGCUUCUCAUUGACCCAAAGCAAAGAUGCACAGCUGAAACUGCGCUCCUGAGCCCGUUCUUCAGUAUUCCCUUUGCUCCUCACAUAGAGGACCUGGUCCUGCUGCCCUCUCCUGUUCUGCGUCUGCUCAACCUGAUUGAUGACAGUCAUCUGCACAAUGAAGAUGAGUAUGAAGACAUCCUGGAUGACAUGAAAGAGGAGUGCCAGAAAUACGGCUCAGUGGUUUCUCUGCUCAUCCCCAAGGAGAAUCCAGGGAAAGGACAGGUGUUUGUGGAGUAUGCCAACUCCGGCGACUCCCAAGAGGCUCAGAGGUUGCUGACAGGCCGCACCUUCGAUGGGAAAUUUGUCGUGGCCACCUUCUACCCUCUCAGCGCUUAUAAAAGAGGUUACUUGUAUCAAACUGUGCAGUAAAGCCCUAAAGCGCAAUUUACGUCUUUUGGAACUGCAUAGGUCACCACAAAAGAGAGAGAGAAGUUGUUUUCUCCCUGUAAAAAAAAUAAGACCUUAGAAGCUAUGAGUGGCCAUCCUGCAGUUAAAAUGCAUUCAGUUAAAAAGGAGUGUAGUUUAAAGUUCUGCAUGUAAGUCAUGUGGUACAUCUGUGUUUCAUGCAGAGUAUAAAUUGAACUCAGUUGUGAGCAGCGUACAGGAACACUCAUCACAUCUCUGCUGCCUCCAGUCUUGC
Molecule: messenger RNA, 2049 nt
Organism: Hippoglossus stenolepis (Pacific halibut)
Lineage: Eukaryota; Metazoa; Chordata; Actinopteri; Pleuronectiformes; Pleuronectidae
Gene: uhmk1
Product: U2AF homology motif (UHM) kinase 1
Exons: 9
Coding region: 480-1778 (432 amino acids)
Biological process (GO): peptidyl-serine phosphorylation; regulation of protein export from nucleus; positive regulation of translational initiation
Cellular component (GO): neuronal ribonucleoprotein granule; nucleus
Molecular function (GO): protein serine/threonine kinase activity; RNA binding; ribonucleoprotein complex binding
Source: RefSeq, a predicted model, not a curated record